Cokeromyces recurvatus is the source of this 610-nucleotide messenger RNA. RefSeq lists its product as uncharacterized. The coding region runs from base 240 to 440 and encodes 66 amino acids. The record is from RefSeq and is a predicted model, not a curated record. The transcript is spliced from 5 exons. Lineage: Eukaryota; Fungi; Mucoromycota; Mucoromycetes; Mucorales; Mucoraceae.
AAAAGAAUGAUUUUAAGCACAAAACAAGGGAGACUAGACUUACUAAAUACCCCUUGUUAGAAAAUAGUAGUAUAUUGUACAAAUGAGAUGCAAAUUAUUUACUUUACUUUUCUUGAGCAUAAAUACAUUUCAUAUAGUCAUAAAGAAGAUAUAAAAUUGACAACAUUUUACUAUUCUACACAUUGGUACUUUUUAUAAGAAAGAAAGAAAAUUAAAUAAUGUAACUGUGUGUGUAUUAAAUGUGGGGUAACACAUAUUCUUAUCGAUUUCAUAUGAUUGUGACUGUAAUUUACAACAACGACCUCCUUAUUCUUAUGAACUAUAAAAAAGUAGAUGUUCAAAGUAAGUCAUUAAAUAAUACUAUUUUAUUCUUCUUCUUCUUCCCUGCCCUAGGAGGAAAUUCUUUUUCUCAUAGUUACCACUUAUGUAACGCCUUCUGAAUUAACAAGACACCCUAUCUUGCCCUCCUUGAAUUAGGAGGACAUUGUAGGGUAUCUUGUUGAUUCAGAGGGCGUUACAUAUUGUGAUAGCUAUGGGUUUUUUCUAACCUCCUAGUAAAAAUAAAAAAUACAAGAACAAAGAAGGUACAACGAAUCCUAGCCUCCACGCG